Lycium ferocissimum is the source of this 3446-nucleotide messenger RNA. Its product is annotated as phosphoglycerate kinase, cytosolic-like. The coding region runs from base 190 to 2244 and encodes 684 amino acids. NCBI's taxonomy places the organism in Eukaryota, Viridiplantae, Streptophyta, Magnoliopsida, Solanales, Solanaceae. The record is from RefSeq and is a predicted model, not a curated record. Gene Ontology annotation, biological process: glycolytic process; tRNA modification; gluconeogenesis. The transcript is spliced from 14 exons. Gene Ontology annotation, molecular function: phosphoglycerate kinase activity; ATP binding; tRNA (guanine(46)-N7)-methyltransferase activity. Gene Ontology annotation, cellular component: cytosol.
AGGAUGUAUGUGUACUGUCUUAAACUAGAGAGGGACGUCAGUGCAAUCGACCCAUUUUUCUUUUAAUUUUUGGGUUUCUUUUUUUUAAAAAAAAAAAUUUCCUCUAGACAGUUUAUCUUCAUUCAACUGUCACUCUUUUCAGCUAUUUCAGCCUGUAGUUCCAAAUUGAUUCACAGUAAACAAGAAAGGAUGAGUCAGGUUCUAAAUUUCUUCUUAGGAUACUCUUUACCAAGAAAAUCAGAUUGUCACAUUGGUUUUUCAAAGUUUCAAGAUUUGCCACAAAUUAGACCAGUUUUGUCUUAUGGGAAGUCUUCUGCAGUACAAAAAUGUAAAAAGAUUCAAUUUUUACUGAAAGCUUUAAAUUUGGAGGUGGAUGAUCAUGCUGAUUUAAGUUCAUUUCAAGAUGAGGCUGAAGCUGGUGAUGGGAGAGAUCCAGUUAUUUUACCUCACGUGCGAACCCUUAGAAACUUUCCACUGGAGGAGCUAAUUGGAAAAGUUGUCUUGGUCAGAUUGGAUUUGACCAUCUUGCUAAGGGAGAAGAAGAAACAACAGUCUCCAGCAGCUCGUGUAAUUUCAACCAUCAAGUAUCUACACAAAGCUGGGGCAAAAUUAAUUCUAACAAGUAGUUGGAGUCGGAGAGCUGAUUCACAGCUUCUCAAAUUGGAACGUGUUGCAGAAUUUCUGUCUUCGGAACUUGAACUAAAAGUCAUACCAGUGGAGCUUGGUUCUGGAUUUGAGCAGUCUCAGAUGGAAGACAGACAUAAAUUAGACAUCCUUCUGCUUGAGAACCUUUCUCGGUUUAAGCAGGAGCAAGCCAAUUGUUCAGAGUUUGCACGACGCCUAUCAUCUGGGGUGGAUAUCUUUGUUAAUGAUGCAUUUUUCCAAUCACAUAAGAUUCUUGCAUCAAAUGUUGGUAUUACCAGCUUCUGCUAUGCCUCCAUUGCGGGAUUUCACUUUGAUGAUGGAAUGUCUCAACUGAAGAAGAUAAUCGAGAUGAACAAGAGGCCCUAUUACGCAAUAAUUGGUGGAGCUAAUCUCGCUGGGAAAGCAUCAGCCUUGCAAUUUUUGGCAUCUAAAUGUGACGGUUUAGUGUUUGUUGGAGAUGCUGCAUUUCAAAUAAUGCAUGCUUUUGGAUUACCUGUUCCUAUGAAAUUGGUGGAACAAGAAUCAUUAGAGGCAGCCAAUAUGCUAGUUGAGGCUGCAAAGGUGAGAGGAGUACAAAUCAUAUUACCAAAAGACUUUUGGUGCCUACAUGAUCAUUAUCCACUAGAGAUGAAGAUUUUUCCUGCUAAUCAUAUCAUGGAUGGAUGGAAACCUGUUGAUGUUGGACCCACCACAUUGGAGGAAAUGCUUCCCAUGCUUUCAAGAUGCAAGAAAAUUUUGUGGAUUGGAGCUGUAAAGUUCAGCUCAUCAAAUCAAGAAUCUGCUGGAGCAUCCAAAUUGGCUGCAAUGCUUCAUAAUCUUAGUCAAAAAAACUGUGAUCUUAUUGUGGUUGGCAAACAGGCAUGUGAGACAUUUGUUGGGAAAUCAAGCUAUGUAACAGCUGAUACGAUUGAAAACGCUUCCAUUGUCUGGGAGUUUCUGAAAGGGAGAAAGCUUCAUGGGCUCUUGGCACUAGAUAGAGCAUACCCAUUUGAGUUGAAUUGGAAUGCUAUAUAUGCUAAUACGACCCAACCUCUUGUUGUUGACGUAGGAAGUGGCAAUGGCUUAUUUCUGUUUAGAAUGGCAAAGAUGAGGAGGGAUUGGAACCUUCUUGGGAUGGAGUUAAAUGAAAAGUUGGUGAGCCGUUGUCUUGAUCACGUUUCUCAAUCUGGCAUGUCAAAUAGAUACUUCAUAGCAACAAAUGCCACAUCAACAUUUCGCUCCAUUGUUUCCAGUUACCCUGGUGAUCUGGUUCUUGUGUCAAUUCAGUGUCCAAAUCCAGAUUUCAAUAGAACAGAACACCGAUGGAGGAUGGUGCAGAGAUCAUUAGUUGAAGCAAUAGCGGACUUGCUGGCUUCUGAUGGGAAGGUAUUUCUCCAAUCUGAUGUAAAACAAGUUGCCGUGAGAAUGAAAGAAGAAUUUAUGAAAUAUGGAAAGGGCAAGCUCACAGUAGUGCAUGAUUUGGAAGAUAACACCAGGACUCAAGAUGGGUGGUUGAAGGAAAAUCCCUUUGGUAUUCGAUCAGAUUGGGAGCAACAUGUUAUAGACCGUGGAGCUCCUAUGUACAGAUUACUGCUAUUGAAAUCUUCGCCUUCUGGGUGAGGUAGUUGCAAUAAGGUGGAUUAUUCACGAACAAAAUCAUCCUUAAAAUGAAAUCUACAGACACUCUUGUUCAGUGGCUAUUCUUCUCUCUCCGAGGUAAAUUUCAUGCUAAAUUUUUCAAAUUUGGUAUAUUAUCCCUCUGAAACAAAUUUUACUUGUGCAAUUAAACUGUAGCUAUUAAGUCGUUAAUUCAUUUCCUUGCUGCCUUAAAUGCGUUGUUCAGCCAAGAAGUAUUAUCUCUGAAUUCUAUCUUUGAUUUUCUCAUAUUCCAUCUUGCAGUUUAUCGAUCACAAUAUUUAUUUUCUUAAUUGACAUCUCUUAUAUCAUGCAAUUUAAGCUACAAUUGGCUAUAUGGAGAUAUAAUGGGGAGGAAAAUGCCCUAUGGAAGGAAGUGAUCAUGACUAAAUUUGGUGAACUUAGCCCUUGGUGUACACAAACAGUCACUGAACCCUUCGGGAUUGGAGUAUGGAGAACUAUCAGGGAUCUAUGGCCAUUGAUGGAAGCAAGUCUGAAAUUUAAGGUGGGUAAUGGGGACAAGAUUAAAUUCUGGAAAGAUGGAUGGAUUGACCAAACUCCUCUAUUGGAAUCAUUCCCAGAUCUGUUCAUUAUUUGUAAUGAUCCUGAUGCAAGAGUGUGUGAAUGUUGGACACCCCAGGGGUGGGAUCUUUCUUUUAGAAGAUUGCACAAUAAUUGGGAAGUGGAGAGGGUGGCAUCAUUACUUGAAAAGCUAGGAGGCUCCAGCGGUAUCACAACAGAACCUGACAGGAUUAUAUGGAAGCAUAGCAAGGAUGGUUGUUUCACAGUUAACAGUGCAUACAAGAUAGAGAUGCAAGGUGUAGUUGAAGGCCACAAUAACAAUGGAAUUCCAUCCGGAAAACCAUGGUACCCCCCAAGGUGAAAUGUUUCACAUGGUUAGUGGUAAAGAGAGCCUGUCUCACUCAAGAAGUUUUACAAAAGAAAGGGAUGCAGUUAGUGCCCAGAUGUUUUCUCUGCAACAAAACAGGGGAAACUAACAAACAUCUGUUUCUUCAUUGUGAGUUCACUGCCCAUCUUUGGGAAAUCUUAGACAAUCUAAUGCUAGAUGGAUCAUAACAAAGCACACCGCAGAUCUGUUCAGUUGCUGUAUUAGAAGGGGAGGGAGCAAAAGUCAGAAAAGGUGGUGGAGGAUAAUACCAGCUUGCAUAUGGUGGACUAUGUGGAGA